Klebsormidium nitens is the source of this 2046-nucleotide messenger RNA. NCBI's taxonomy places the organism in Eukaryota, Viridiplantae, Streptophyta, Klebsormidiophyceae, Klebsormidiales, Klebsormidiaceae. The record is from the annotation of a GenBank genome assembly.
AUGUACGCUUUUGCUGCGGCUCUGCCGCCUGUGGCAAUUCUCGUGCUUGCAGCAGGCUCUCUCGCUCUGCGGCGUAGGCACAGGCCGAAGGCUCCUCUAGAAAGGGAUGCAGUUGACAAGAAACUUUCUCAAACGGUGCCUGAGGUUGCAAAGUUGAAAGCCAAAAAGACGCGGAAGAGGUCAAAACGGUCGUCGCAACCUACCAAUGUUGAAAAUGGAGAUGAUGAAUUAGAAGCGAGGGGAGAAACACAGCAGCCGGAGCUCCAGCUAAGGUCUGAGCAGGAAGCGCCUUUGGAGAUGACAGAUAUGCCGUCGAGCUCGUCCGGCACAAUCUCAGGUGACAGCACAGGACUGUGGACAACCGUCAUGAGAAAGUCGCGGACAUCAAGGGCCUCUGUUGCACGUGCUGAAGCACAGGCGGAUGCAACUGCCAAGACAACAGCUGCAUCAACACUGCUGAUUAGUGAUGCUGCCCCUAGCAGCUCCUUGGUACAUCCAGUGCACCGCCCCCAAAGCAGCACAGCUAGCUCUGCAGAGGAGGCCUCUGCUCGUGCUCAGGCCAAGUGGUUCACUACGGAAGAAAUGCACCCAGGGUCCCAGUCACAGAGCUCACAGCCAACUCCCAAGCCCCACUCUGAAGAUGCACAGUGCGCGAAGGAAGGGCACGCAAAGCGGCGUUGCUCGGCCUGUCUGCAGCAGGGCGUUGUGGCAUCAGGAAGGGUGGCUCCACUGCAGAAGUCUCAGACAGGGAAGAACUGGGCGGCAGUGACAGCGGACACGCCAGACGAACAAGUAGCGACUGUCAGAGACUUGGCCAGCUUUCCUCUGUUUAAUAGAGCCAGCGAGUUUGGUGCUGUGGGAGACCGGGUAAUCUCUUACCAUGCUGUGAAAGCGAAGGUCGAUACUGGCAACGUGCGCUUCUCUUCUGACUCUGAUGCAUCUGAGACCCUGGCCAAGCGGUCGAUGGAGUCUGCAGAUAGCACUUUCAGCAGUCCUCGCAGCAUGGGGAGCCUCAGUCCGAGGAGUCAGUCAAGCACCCUGGAUGGGAUGAGCGAUGAAGAUGAGCAUGCUGGCAAGUCGUCAGCUGCUGAGCUGGAAUAUGUAGCAAGGCAGAACUUGUCCGGGCCCAAGGACCCUGUCAAUGAGUUGAAGACCCUUCCCGAAAGAUUGGACUCCUCGGACUGGCUCGAGGUGGCAGAUGCUCUGAACAACCUUCGAGCUCUCGUCUUCUUCCACGCAGCAUCUUCAGAAAGUGUCAUGCCCAGCGUUGCCCCGCAGAUCCUCAAAGCCAUGAAGAACCCCCGGAGCGCUCUCCAGAAGACUGCAAUCAUGGCACUCACGGAUGCUUUCUCCAGCCUGGGGGACAAGACUCUUCCGUGGAUCAGUCUCCUGUUGCUCGAGCUGUUCCUCAAAGCGUCUCAAGACAAGAAGUUUGUCUGCGAGACCGCCGAUGAGGCCCUGAGAGUCAUGGUCGCCAGCGUCUCUCCUGCACCGCUGCUCGAGAAACUCCUCCCGUUCACCAACCACAAGAGCCAGCGGGUUCGAGCAAAGGCAAUCGCCGCAAUCUACAGCUCGCUCAUCCGUAUGAACGUGGACGAGAUGGUUGCAUUUGGUCCCGAGCGCCUGGUGAAGGCCGCGAAGCGGCUGCAGACGGACAAGCAGCCGGAAGCCCGCGACGCCGCGCGGAAGAUGCUGGAGGUGCUGGAAAGUCAGGGGAAAGUAGCACCGGUCGUAGAAUGCUAAGUACGUAUGCCCCGUUGGAGCCGUUAUCUGACACGCGCAGCUCUUAUUCGACUGCACGAAGAGAAAAGCUUACAUGAUGCUUGCGACGGGGAAUUCUGUAUAGUACUUCGAAUGUAGGAAUUUGCCAUUCUUUAGGGACAGGGCGUGAUAUUGUCUUUGCCGCAGAAGGCCGAAGCGAGUCGGAGCACGACUCGCUGAGUCCAAUCUCUUGUGUUAUUGAUUGUCGCCUUGACUAGAAUAUUGAGUAGGGGCCAAGUGACGUACUAUUUGUAGGACCGCAGCGUAGAGCUACAACUUCAGAGG